AUGUUCCACCGUCGUCGCCCAGCUACCACCACUACGCGCGAGUCUAAGCCCACGCUGAUGACUCGUCUUCGUGGCCCCGGUGCUCGAAAGCAGACUAUCAAGACCAAGUCCACCACUACCCGUCACACACCGGCCACCACUACCCGUCACGCACCCUCCACUCACCGCACCACCAAACGACACUGGGGAAGCACUACCCCUCAACAUCACCACCGCAAGGUUACCAUGGGCGAUAAGGUCUCUGGAGCUAUGUUGAAAUUGAAGGGAAGCUUGACUCAUCGUCCCGCUCUCAAGGCUGCUGGAACUCGUCGCAUGCACGGCACUGAUGAUCUGGGUUAUAACCUCUAUCAAGGGGUGUCGCUGCACAAUGAAGUGGACCAGUAUCUGGGGAUGAGAUAUGCGAAAGCUCCGGUUCAUGACUUGAGAUUCCGAUCACCAGAGGAUCCUGACGCUAACAGUAAGCUGUUUGACGCGUCAUCGUUCGGCCCCAUCUGUAUCGGCGUCGGACAGACUCCCAGCGAUUCUUUAUCAGAGGACUGCUUGUUCAUCAACGUCUGGAAGCCUGCAAACGCUUCCAGCGAUUCGAGUCUCCCCGUGUGGUUGUUCAUCCAGGGCGGCGGAUAUGCAAAUAACGCCAAUGCGAACUACAACGGGAGUGAAGUUGUUGAGCAAUCGGGACACGACAUUGUCUUCGUCAACUUCAACUAUCGAGUUGGUGCUCUGGGCUUCCUUGCAAGUGAGGCUGUGCGUCAGAAUGGCAGUCUCAAUGCAGGGCUGCUCGACCAGCGUAAGGCGCUCCACUGGGUUAAAAAGUAUAUUCGACAUUUCGGCGGGAACCCAGAUCACAUCGUGAUCCAUGGCGACUCGUCGGGAUCUGGCUCUGUCGCGCAUCAUCUUACUGCAUACGGUGGUCGCAAUGACAAUCUUUUCAUCGGAGCAGUAGCCGAGUCAACAUUUUGGCCAACCCAGCGGACUGUUGCAGAAAUGGAGUUUCAGUACCAACGAUUCGUAAAGGAUGUCGGUUGCGAUGAAGACGAAGAGUCCCUUUCCUGUCUACGCUCGGCUCAUAUCGACACCAUUCAGACAUACAAUGUUGAUGAGCCUUUCCCUGGUGGCAGUGACGACCCUGCUCCGUUGUGGUAUUUUCUUCCAAUUGUGGAUGACGAUCUAGUCCACGAUCGCUUGUACAGUUCGUUUGAACAGGGCAAACUCAUUCAUGUACCUCUCAUUGUCACCGACGACGACAACGAAGGGACCGAUUUUGCAUAUAACGCGACGAGUCAGUCCGAGGUGGCACAGUUCAUGAAGAACAACUACCCAGGAUUGAGUCAUGUCCAGCUCGAUACCAUCAGCAAGGCUUAUCCACGUAUGGACCCUCUUCCAAAACAUGCCGCAUACUUCCCAUCCGCAGCUGCAGCCUACGGAGAGGCAACAUUCACCUGCCCAGGGAAUCACAUGGCUGCCAGCAUGUCUCGAUAUUUUUCAUCCGACAAGGUCUGGAACUACCGCUUCAAUGUACAAGACCCAACUGAGAUCGCAAACGGGAAGGGAGUACCCCACGUCUUCGACCUGCCUGCCAUCUUCGGGGUAGGAGAAACCAAUGAGCCCACUUACUCUUAUGCCAACAUCAACUCUGCGAUUAUCCCCAUCACCAUGGACUACUAUCUUAGCUUUAUCAAAGCGCUUAAUCCAAACGAGUAUCGGAAUGAGGAUGCGCCCAUGUGGAAUCCUUGGGGAGAUGGCCAGGGACAACGCUUGAAGCUAGAAACUAACUCAACAAACAUGGAAAUAGUUCCUAAGCAACAAACGGAGCGAUGUGAAAUGUGGAUGAAGCUCGCCCCGGCCAUGGAGCAUUAA
This is a messenger RNA of Penicillium atrosanguineum, 1857 nucleotides long. Its product is annotated as putative carboxylesterase. Lineage: Eukaryota; Fungi; Ascomycota; Eurotiomycetes; Eurotiales; Aspergillaceae. Gene Ontology annotation, molecular function: carboxylic ester hydrolase activity. The record is from RefSeq and is a predicted model, not a curated record. Bases 1 to 1857 code for a protein of 618 amino acids. The transcript is spliced from 4 exons.